UAUCUCUUGCAUAAUUCAAACGCCAAUCAACGAGUUCGGCUCUCGCCUCGUCUAAUUUAACGGAAAGUGCAAUCAAAUUUUAAAACUCCUCUGCUCCUUGAGGCAAGAUGCCUUUUAUUGGUGAACCCAUUGUGUUUCGACACGACUGAAAAUAUGUCUGCAUCUAAUCUAGGCAUAUUUGACAUGUCACGCAAUCAACAGCAAUGGCGUUGAAGAAACUAACCAUUGUCCUAGUUUUACUCUUUUGCCGAUUUACGCUUUUUUCCUUCAUCGCAGUUUUAUUUUGGAUUCUUCAAGGUAUGCCAAACCUCAACAUUUGUUUACUGAUGAUAUUCCUGUCUUACAUCAUUCCUCUACCGCCAGUUUCUCCCUUCAUCCAUACAAUUGAUCGCGCUUUCUCACAUGUCUCCUUCGUUGUGAGAGCUUACUCUCUGGUGGUUGUGGCAGUUCAAAUGAUUUUCAUCGGACUGCCUUGCUAUCUUCUGUUCUCUCUAUUUUAUGAACCCUUGGAGAUCUCAUUGCGUUACGUCGUCAACCAUUUAAGAUUCACCAUUCCUCAUCUGGUAUUCAGAACGAGUACGAUGAUGUUUGAACGAACCUUACCGUGUCUUAGCACGUUAUACGGUCUGUUAAGGUCUAGUUUUUUUUCCUUUUCAAGCCUGUUGAUGAAGUGCUCGAUGUGGAUGGCUGCAGCUCUAUUCUCCAUAGCCUCUCGUUUGGUUUGCAAAGUGAUUCAUGUAAAGGUUGUUAGUUCAUUGCUUGUGACCAUUGGAAUACUGAUUUGUCUUCCUGGAUUAGAACUAAUUCCCAAUCUACUUGCAACCGGACAUUUAUAUCCUGGGUCUCUAAUAAGGUUCCAACGUUGUGCAAAAUACGAUGACAGCACCGUUUGCCAUUCUGCUUUCUUAGAGUUUUCAUACAGCGUGUGCAACUUAAUACGUAAUGGGAUCUUUAUAACUAUGUGUUGGACUGUUAACUGUAGUUCUUGGAAAAAACCAUUAAGGGAAUUGACAAUCAUCGUAGAGAGCUGCCCGACACUGAGAAACAAGUCUUAUUUCCAACUCUUACUUUGCGCAGCUGGGCUGCCCCUAUUAAUGAACGGACACUGCUUUGCUCAAACAAUUCACAAUACAGCAUCAAUUGGAAAUCUUUUGUUGUUUCUGGUCGCACUGAACGCUUAUCACACCCGUACUGCUUCAAUGAUGUAUCACGCGUUAUGUGGUGUGGUUAUGAACGUCCAGAGCACGCUGGUGGCUGUGUACAACAUAUCUAGGAACUUACAAACUCAACCCAAUGACUCCAUUGCGACGUUGCUGUACAUUUUGGAAUUGUACUUGAUGCUGCUCGUCCUCUUAGACAGCAGUACUCGGGUGAUAAAAAAAGUUAUAAACCCAAAACUGGAUAUUAUGUCACUGGAAAGUUAAUGAAACUUGUGAAAUGACAUUCUCGCACAAACUUCUUUCGAUAGUCUACCCUACAUGAAAUCUCCUUCGCACCUGUCGUUACAGUUGUCACGCAACUCUUUGUUGGGCUACAGUGCGACGAGAACGAGACACAAUACUGACAACAGCUGAAAAGACUUAUCCAUGACAAUCAACUGAAAACGGUUUUCAAGAAAAUAAAUAAAUUGAAUUUUAUUUUUUUCCUUAGAGGGUUUGAGCUGAAUAACAGGACUGCUCUACAUACCUUCAGAUUUCUUCUCCUACACUUACUCCGGCUUUUUUAAAGUCACGUAACUGUCUUCCACAACAUUAAAGAGGAUACUAGCCUACAUGGGUGAAUGUCGAAGCGUGGCGAAUAUUAUAAUAAUAAGGGAUAAGUUGAUCCUCUCUUGGCGAUGAUAGAAACUGCGUAUACUUCUUACGAUUUCAUUUUGACCGUGAUGAAUUUCUCUUCAGAAAGCAGUAGUGAGGUUUCGGCCAAUUUUUGUUCCCCUCAUUCACUAAAUGAGAGAAACAGGC
Messenger RNA from Pocillopora verrucosa, 1961 nucleotides. RefSeq lists its product as uncharacterized. The record is from RefSeq and is a predicted model, not a curated record. NCBI's taxonomy places the organism in Eukaryota, Metazoa, Cnidaria, Anthozoa, Scleractinia, Pocilloporidae.